AUGUCGUUCAACUUUGGUGCGUCGUCCACUGCUCCAUCGGGCGGCUUUAACUUUGGCGCUAGCUCCUCCACUACCUCCACGUCUUCCACAGCUCCAAGUACUGGUGGCUUUUCUUUUGGUUCGACUUCCGACGCUCCUACCACAUCUACCGCGCCGUCUACAGGCUUUAGCUUUGGCUCUAAACCAACAGCUGCAGCUCCUCCCACGUCUUUUAGCUUUGCGUCGACAUUUUCAACACCUGCAGCUCCAGCUGAAGCCAAGACUAGUGCUCCAUCGACAGGUUUUAAUUUUGGAUCCACGGAUACCACUUCUACUGCUCCAUCCACUAGCACUUCCACGGCUCCAUCCACUAGCACCUCGGGCUUUAAUUUUGGUGCAGUUUCGACUUCAACAGAAGCUAAGACAAGUGCUCCAGCCACGUCAAGCUUCAGCUUUGGCUCUGUACCGAUUACUACACCAGAUAAAGCGGUAGCACCAGCGUCAUCGAGUGGAUUUAAUUUUAAUGCACCGGAUAUUUCAAAGCCUGCAGAGACAAAACCAGCGGCAACAGGUUUCUCUUUUGGUUCAAAUGCUGCACCCAGCACAACAAGUGCGCCAACAAGUGGAUUUAGUUUUGGAAAUAUAACAAAAUCGACGGAUAAAGCUGAUGAGAGCAAGACAGAGACGUCGAAAGCCCCAGCGUUUGGAUUCGGACCGUCCACAGCGGCUUCCAGUAGUACUGAUUCAACUGCGACUAGUUCUACUGCUAUUACAACAACUGUGACGGGGACAAUGAAGCCUCCAGCUGAGUAUAUGGGUCGAACGAUUGAGGACAUUAUUAAUGCAUGGAGCGAACAGCUCGAGCGUAAUACCGAUACGUUCACCACUGAAGCUGUUAAAGUGAGCAAAUGGGAUAGCGAUUUGAUGGAUAGUCAGCGAAAGCUUGGAGAUCUUGCUAUUGAUGUACGACGUAUCCAAGUAGCUCAAAAUGAGCUUGAUACGAAUUUGGACACGAUCUUUGCAUAUCAAAUGGAGCUUAAAUCAACACUUGAGCAACUGGAACAUAGCGUAGACAAGAUGUACGAGUCACAAGAUCAGAUGCCUGUUGCUGCUGACAUUGAGCGCGAGCAGACACUGCAAUUGUCGGUAGACAUUGAUGGUCAACUCAAUUCGAUGACAACGACCUUGAAGGAGAUAGUUGAGAGGCUGAACAAGGCGCAAGACGAGGUGGCUGACGAGUCUAACCCAAUCGUGCAGAUUAUGAAAGUGCUAAACGUGCAUCAUAACUCACUUCAGUGGAUUGAAAGUAGUGCUGACCAAAUCAACAAUGAAAUUGGGCAGCUAUCGCGUAAGUUACAAGAGUCGUCGAUUUGA
Molecule: messenger RNA, 1353 nt
Organism: Plasmopara halstedii
Lineage: Eukaryota; Oomycota; Peronosporomycetes; Peronosporales; Peronosporaceae
Product: Nuclear porin
Exons: 4
Coding region: 1-1353 (450 amino acids)
Biological process (GO): RNA export from nucleus; protein import into nucleus
Cellular component (GO): nuclear pore; nuclear pore central transport channel
Molecular function (GO): phospholipid binding; structural constituent of nuclear pore
Source: RefSeq, a predicted model, not a curated record